This is a messenger RNA of Sander lucioperca (pikeperch), 4219 nucleotides long. RefSeq names its product zinc finger protein 704 (gene znf704). The transcript has 9 exons. Gene Ontology annotation, molecular function: DNA-binding transcription factor activity; RNA polymerase II cis-regulatory region sequence-specific DNA binding. Gene Ontology annotation, biological process: regulation of transcription by RNA polymerase II. Bases 618 to 2186 code for a protein of 522 amino acids. Gene Ontology annotation, cellular component: nucleus. NCBI's taxonomy places the organism in Eukaryota, Metazoa, Chordata, Actinopteri, Perciformes, Percidae. The record is from RefSeq and is a predicted model, not a curated record.
AUUCCGCCGGUAGAGGCUCUGCUAGGUCGGCACCACGCGCGGACUGGAGCUCGCAGUAGCCGGAGCUGGAGUCACGUAACGGCUGUGUUUUCGACCGUUUUCAACAUCCGAGGAAGCAUGGAGAUGUAUAGGCCCGAGCCAGGUAAAAUAAUUCGACGUAUUUGCUUCCGUUCUUCGAUGUCUAAGUCGUUAAUUCACGGAUAAGCAGCAAUUUUGUUUAAUCGUGUACAAAUGUCAUUUCGGUUCCUGAAAUAUCGGCUAGUCCGUGAUUUUCCGCCGCCCCCUGAGCUCGCAGGGAGCAGUGGGGAAAACAAACAGGUCGAACGGAGGAAGAUUGGUAGCCGGUUGGAUGUGGAGGUUGUUUAGCGGCGAAUGAAUCGUUUAGUGUUGUCGGCUUUUGUCGGGUGCUAUUCAAAGUUUUCCUUCAGUUGUCGGUGCUUUUCAGUACGGUGCAUUUAGGACGCUGUUUGGAGUGUUCGCUUUCCGAGUAUGUUGCCGCGUAGUCUACCCGCUUCGGUUUUGUGUUUUUCUCAACGUUGUUUACCGGUUAUAAUUCGACGUUUAAUGAUUUAAAUUCACCGGCAAACGGCUCUGAAUUUGGUGAGACACUUUUAAACAUGCAUACAAGGCGUUUAGUGAAACGUUCGAUCCUCGGCAGCCGCGUUUAUGCGCCGAGUCCGACGGGGGACGGUGCCCCGGUGACAGGAGUGGUCCAGGCUGUCAAGCAGGAAAACAGAGACGUCUCGGCCGUAGGAACCCGGCGCAGCGUCUACACCGUGCUAAUGCAGGACGGGAGCCUCAAGGAGUUCUCCGAGGAGGAGAUAGCCGCGGGGUUCAACCACACUGCAGCCAAAGGACCGCUUAAGUCCAGCUUGAAGCAGACCUCCAGUAACGGAGCUCCAGAGAGCCAUAAAGUGGAAGGCGGCCCCCUUAGCCCAGAGGCAGUGGAGGAGCAGCGGGUGGCGGACGGCAAGCGGGUCGGCCGGGACCCCGACACCCGAUCAGUGUCUCUGCUAGAGCAGAAACGCAAAGUGGUCUCUUCCAGCAUUGAUGUCCCUCACGCCAGACGGUCAGAGGAGGAAGUGGACAUGGACAAGGUGACGGCUGCCAUGGUGCUGACAACUCUCUCCACCAGCCCCCUGGUCAGAAGUCCACCUGUUAAAGUCAACGAAGGUCUGAGUGGUUCGUGGAAGGAAAACGGCUCAGCUGGCCCCUUCACCCCAUCCAGCAACAACUCUUCAGGGGGCUACUGGAGCUGGUCUGCCCCUAGUGACCAGUCCAACCCUUCUACACCUUCUCCACCUCUCUCUGCCGACAGCUUCAAGCCCUUCCGUGUGCCCAGUCUGGGUGGUGUGGGAUCCGGCCCUGCAGGGCCUGAAGACCCCAGCCUGGAUGAACAGGACGGCAGCAGCCUGCUCUUCGAUGAGCCCAUCCCUCGCAAGCGCAAGAACUCCAUGAAGGUGAUGUUCAAGUGCCUGUGGAAGAACUGUGGCAAGGUGCUGAGUACCGCUGCUGGCAUCCAGAGACACAUCCGCACCAUCCACCUGGGGCGUAACUGUGACUCGGACUGCAGUGAUGGCGAGGAAGACUUCUACUACACAGAGAUCAAGCUCAACACCGACUCGGUGGCCGACGGCCUGAGCAGCCUGUCCCCUGUGUCCCCGUCCGUCCUCUCUCCCCCUCCUCCUCCCCCCUCUCCUCUCCCGGCUCUCAGCCAGCUGUCCGACUCCCACAGACCUCCGCAGUACUCCGACACCAAGGAGCCUCACGCUGGCGGCACCACCCCGCUCAGCCGCUCUGCGCCCAGCGCACUCUACCUCAUCCACACGGACCACGCCUACCAGGCCACGGCUCCAGUGUCCAUCCCGUCCAGCAGCAGUAACGCGACUGGCUCACCCUCCACCAGCUUCACUCCCACCAACAGCUCCAGCUUCAGCAUCUCCUGGCAGUCACCGCCCGUCACUUUCACCGGGACCACAGUUUCCCCCAGUAAAAGCCAUGGCUUUGGCGAACAGCGCUCCCAGACCAUCGCCGUCCUCUCAUCCCCUCCCAGAGCCACCACUGCCCUCAGUCGGAAGGUGCGCGGUGAGGGCAAGAAGUGCCGUAAGGUGUAUGGGAUGGAGAACCGCGACAUGUGGUGCACCGCCUGCCGCUGGAAAAAGGCCUGCCAGAGAUUCACCGACUGAACGCUCCCCACCAACCUCACAGUGCACCACCCCAACGGCCACUGCUGCCUUUCGCCAGAGAAAGGGGCAAGGGGCAUCGUUUUGCAUGCAUUUGGUUUUCUUCAGCUCAAAAUCACAACUCUCCGUCAAACGCUGGCUCCGCCACUGACGUUGCCCCCACCCCCCCUCAGCUUCACUGAACGCCAGCUGUGGAAGGAACCAAAGGACAGCAGAGUCAUCUUUUACAUUGCCGUCCAGGAUUUCUAGUACUGCCUCGCCAUUCCCGGUUUUUGGGAAACCCCAGGGCAGCUAAACAGUGUAAAGAAAAAAUAGAUCUAACGAUUUCUCCUGUUUUUUUAUGUUGGGUUCAGUGUUGCAUCUUUCUGUGUUUUGUAAAGCUCUGGUUUCUAAAUGGGAGGUCUAGUCAAAGAAGGGGUCCGAAAAAAAGGCCAAAAGCUUUUUUGUGUUUUGUCAAAAGAAAAAACUAAUUCUUCACCUUUUUUUUUUUUUUUUAUCCAAAAGAAGAAUUGGCGUCUUUGCUCCAGUUUUUGAAGAUUAUGAAAAAGCAUGGAGGUAAAGCUCAGAGUUUUUGUUGUUCCUUCAACUUGUUCAUCUCUUUUGUUUUAUUUCUGGACUUUUUGAGGUGAUCUUUUAUCACAGACAUCACAUCCUCUCCCGGUUCCUCACUUGUUCUUCACUCCUGACAACCCCGGGCGAAUGUACAGCAGAGCCGGGAAAGGCAGGUUGACAUGUAGAGAAAGUGAGGAAUAGAGACAACCAAGGGGAAUGAUCAAUGCAACAAAGAUACCAUUUUCAGACAGGGAAAUCAGAUGGACCAUGCCAGUGAUUUACCACAUAAAAGGUACAGCACAGGUAUUCCCCCACAAUCGAACAAAGAAGAAAGAAGAAAGAAGACAGGAACUGUUUUCUAUGUCACUUUUUCAACCAGUUGAUUCCUUUUCUUUGUUUUAUCAGGGAUGUGAUUCUAAAGAAAUCAAAAACCAGCAGCUUGGGGUUAUACUAUAUACAGCACUCAGUCUCAAUAGCUUCUCUUUCAUUACACAUGACAACUUUGCAACCAAAAACUCCUUUAUCGUAUUCUUUAUGUUUUUGGUUUUUGUUACGGUGUUUACCAUGUUUACUGUUGUUGAUGUAUUUUUUUUUCUUUCUUUUUGUGAAACCAAGACUGUUUACCGACCACCUGCUAAAGAAAGUGUGUUAAAAGACCUUCCUGACAGCACUGGAAGCAUUAAGUCAUCAGCGUGGGAGCUUUCACCACAUACAGAGAGACCGAUUGCCCUCCUCCUCAACCAACUUUGACACCUUCCCAAAGGGAACAAAAUAUCUUUGUGUUUACGUACGCCACAGAGGCGCAUCUUGAUGAUCCAAAGGGGGAGGGCUGAAAACCAAAAGUGAGGCACUUGCACUGUAUGUGUGUGUAACGGAGCACUUGGUAUAUUUGUGGUUACUUCUAUUGAGUUGAAAAUGUUUCCAUCUUCCACUAGCCCUCUUCAUUUCCAACUUAACUUGUUAUAAAAGGAAGUAAGAGCAACAAAAAAAAGUUUUGACCUCCCAGAUGUUGCUACUCCCCUUAUUGGAACCAAUAUCUGCUCCAAGAGUUUUGGGCGGAAUAAGUUAUAUGCACUUAAUUAGGUCACUCCUUUGUUGUUUAAUGUGCACUGCACACUUUAUUCACUUGGCAACAUGCAAGCAAAGCUUUGAUUCAAGCUCUCAUAAAAGUCCUUGUGGCCUUGUAAUUGACAAGGUCAAAAGUGGAAUUGGUAAAAAAAUGUCUGAUUUGUCAUUUGUGUUCAUUUGAAUUCCAGCAUCCUUGUUGGCUCAAAGACAGGAAACAAAAUCACAAGACCAAAUACUUUACAGAUGUUCACUCUGUAGUGAUAAAUGGCCCCAACUCUUUUGCCACCCGGGGCUGCGUUCUACUUUAUUACAAUGUGCUGAAAUUGAUAGAAAUAUCCUACAGAUGUCCUACAAACAGGCACGUUGUGAUUCUGUUCCUGCAUUUACUCUCUGCAUUAUAUGAAAUUUGCUUGAAU